AUGUGGAGUUCGCUACCAUGGAUAACGAGAGAAGGUGUUGGUGGUGCAACAGAUCCCGAUGCAGAGGUGGUGGCGCUGCAGCCGGAGGAUCUGCUGGCGACGGGCCGAUACAUCUGCGAGGUGUGCGGGAAGGGAUUCCAGCGGGAUCAGAACCUGCAGCUGCACAUGCGCACCCACAACAUCAACUGGGAGCUCAAGAAGAGCGGCGGCACGCCGGCGCGCCGCAAGGCCUACAUCUGCCCCGUGCCAACCUGCGUCUACAAUGACAGGUCCCGCGCCCUCAGCGACAUCACCGGGAUCAAGAAGCACUUCAACAGGAAGCACGGGACCAAGAAUCUGAUAUGCCCUCAGUGCUCCAAGCCCUAUGCCGUGGAGGCGGAUCUCAAGGCCCACCUGAAGAACCACAUCCUGCGCGACCAUCAAUGCGAGUGCGGCAGUACCUUCUCCAGAAAGAACAGCUACGAGGCGCACCGGGCAUUCUGCUGCAAGCUGUUAGAGGAGAGCAUGAAGCUGCCUUCUUCGGUCGCCGGAGAGCCGAGCACCAGGGCCGAUGUCGACGUCUUUGGCGGCAAUUUUGAACUUCCCGACAUGAACGAGCAACUGGUCUACACCAACAUCGGGUUUACUUCUCCCCAGGAAGCUCCCCUGCGAGUUGAAGCCACGGCAGAGCAGCCGAACGCGGUCUUGAAUGAUGACCGGGAUGCGCCAUCAGCUGGGCAGCUGAAUCGCUCCGUUGCCAUGCUUCCCGAUGACCCCGACUUCGUGGCAUCUCUCCCAGUGUGCCUAACUCGUCUUCUGAAGUCUCGCUACGAUGAGGUCUUGUGUAUGUACUCUUCUUCCGGCACUUACGGAGGCAUGGCUCAGGUGGCAUCACCACCGCUCGCGGCCAAUCACUCUUUCUCCAACGCAUCUCUCGACGAAUUAAGGGAGGAAAAUGGUCUGAAUGGGAAGUCCUCUACGUUUGAUUUCUUCGGUGGGUCAUCUUCUUCCUUCAUGGAUCAUGGAGCUCCAUCUACAGAGGAAUCACAGGGACUAGGACCUCAUCUUUCACUAUCAAACGUCUGCGCCUAUGGUAAGAGGGAACAGAACUCUGUGGCAGCCAACUCUACAGUCUACAAUGAUUUCCUUAGCUUAUCUGAAUCUCUCACUCUCUCAGCCUCAUUCUUUGACGCAGGGAAGGAGAGCUACUACGCUGGCAUCGAUGAACCGAUGCUUGCAAGCUUGGUUUGCAUGAACUCCAUUCACCAGCCACAUCUAGCCAGUACCUUCACCGAGUCGUCGGCGACGGCGUUGCUGCAGAAGGCAGGGGUGAUGAACGCAACCAUGAGCAUGCCCGCGUCCACAUGCUUCCCCGGUCAGGCGAUGAGCACGGAGAGUAUACUCAACAUGGAGCAAUUUCAGAUCCAGCAGGAGAAGAAUUUUCCACCGGGCGACUCUUCGACGUCACAUUUCCUGACUCUGACGCCGAAUCACCAAACUGAUCCGAGGAAGAGUAGCAUCCACUCUUAUCAGCAACAGGAGAAUUGGAUCAGCGACCCGAGCAGGAGCGCCUUCCAGCUUUACCAGCACGACAGGAGCACUGCGUCAAACAAACCUGCAUCAUCUUCCUUCUUCUGCGACGCGGUGAAAAGCAUGGACUCCUACUCGAAGCUGAAAGACUUGCAGUGGAGCACACAGGAGAAGGCGCCCACCGACUUCACGGAUUUCUUCACGAGUUCCACAGGCAAGAAGCCGACAGAGGAAGACGGCGGCGCCGGGAAUGCAGUGCUGGGGUUUCCUGCUGCUGAGCCAAUCAUGGCACCCUAUGCUUUGCCCUCCGAGACUGCGCCGGAAAACAGAGGAACAGAAACAGGAUGGAACCGGCGAGUGGAAGCGGUGGCUCCACCGCCAUCGUCGUCGAUGAACCAGAACGGCGAUGGCGUGACCAUGGAUCUCCUGGGAAUGGGAGGAGAAGGGGCGGAGGCCGGAGGAUACAGCGAGGACCAGAUGGGCUUCUUCUUCGGCAACGGUGGCUGUUUCUGGUGA
Molecule: messenger RNA, 2025 nt
Organism: Musa acuminata subsp. malaccensis (wild Malaysian banana)
Lineage: Eukaryota; Viridiplantae; Streptophyta; Magnoliopsida; Zingiberales; Musaceae
Product: zinc finger protein NUTCRACKER-like
Cellular component (GO): nucleus
Molecular function (GO): DNA-binding transcription factor activity
Source: RefSeq, a predicted model, not a curated record